AUUUCUAAAAAGUAGGUAUUUCCGGCUACUGCUUUGGAGGUCGACGAUAACAACAAUGGGGAAUAUGUGGUAUACAUAUGUUUCCCAUCCAGAUACUGCGCCGGAUUAUAAAAAUCCACCAACUUUCGAUCCUUUGCUUGGAUUUCCAAAUGGACGCAAAGAGAGGCGUGUACUUGCAACUAGAGAAGAAUUAGACAAAGCAAAUAUUCCACUGAAGAGAAGGGAUUAUUGUGUGGAUUAUUUUUUGGCUUUAACAAAAUGUAAACAGGAGCACUUUCCUCGUCUUAUCUCACACUGCUCAAAGCAAUUGCAUGAAUGGGAGCACUGCGAAUUGAAUGACCAAACUAUGAGAGUAAAGGAAUGGGAGCGGGAAAGACGACUGAAGGAAAGGAAUAAAAGAAUAACACGCAAGCACAGUUUAGAGGAAUUGGCUGAAUAAUUCAAGCUUUUACUUUUUUUUUGUGCCUGCACUUGAGAGACUUGUUAGUUAGUCCAGAUCCAGGGAUUGUUUGUAUUGGAUAAUUAUAUGUGCAUCAAAGAUCUAAGUGUACUAUGGUGAACAAUUGUUACUAUGAAUGCACCAAACAAUGGUGGUUUUUGUUAAAGCAAGAUUACCCUCUAGCUUAUGGAUAGGUUGUGCUUCAAAGGCUCAUAUAAGAAAUAAGCUGAUUAACUCAUUGGUUAAGUGAUUAGUACAGAUAGUGUAAAACAAUUUGCAUUGUAUAUUUAAAAUAAAUAUUGAUUACUUUUUA
This is a messenger RNA of Physella acuta, 752 nucleotides long. RefSeq names its product NADH dehydrogenase [ubiquinone] 1 beta subcomplex subunit 7-like. NCBI's taxonomy places the organism in Eukaryota, Metazoa, Mollusca, Gastropoda, Physidae. The record is from RefSeq and is a predicted model, not a curated record. Gene Ontology annotation, cellular component: mitochondrion; respiratory chain complex I.